Molecule: messenger RNA, 957 nt
Organism: Pisolithus orientalis
Lineage: Eukaryota; Fungi; Basidiomycota; Agaricomycetes; Boletales; Pisolithaceae
Exons: 17
Coding region: 1-957 (318 amino acids)
Source: RefSeq, a predicted model, not a curated record
AUGGGCAUCCCAGGCGGGUUCGGUUCCACUCUCAUCGGGGCUUUGGUCUCCGCCAUGUUAUAUGGAAUAACAAAUCUGCAGGGGCGUCUCAAACGGAAUACUUAUAUAUAUUACAUGCACUAUGAUGAUGCCUCGACCAUGAAGUUCCUGGUUGCUGCCAUAUGGGUUUUGGAUACCCUACAUUUCUCGUUCAGCGUCGAUUCUGGUGAAUUUAUUUGUGGUUACUAUGGUUCAAUUGCAAGUGUCUUUCUUUUGCGGGCCGAGGCUCACAAACCAGAUGUUGCUAGCAUCUUUGUACAUAAGAUACAUCACCUCUGUCGUCGUCAACUGAGGUGGUGGGUGACCACCCCACUUAUGUCACCCAGUGACAGGACCAUGGCAGAUACUAUUAGUAAUAGUUCAGACCGGUUCAUCUACAACACGCUCGGCUUCUCCUCGCACGCUAGGGUAGUUUCGUUAACAGAUAAAUUGCUUUACACCUCCGUACCUGCUGUGUCUCUCACCGCACUAGCUGAGGUUUUGAUUACGGUGUCACUCUGCAUACUUUUGUAUGAACGUGGCUCGCGCUCGGCGGUCCCAAGAACGAAGAAUCUAUUGAACACGCUUAUCAUCUAUGUUGUUAACCGUUGUUUGCUGACCUUACUAGUCAUCCUUGCCGAACUCGCAGUGGACGCUGAUGACAUGGUUGCAUGGACGAUGGCAUUGACCUUUGCCAUCCCAAGACUGUAUGCCAACUCACUUCUAGCGUCACUGAAUACCCGGGAACACCUUCGAUCCCAGAGUUGGGGCAAGUCAGAUCUGCACAUGAAUGCUGUCCACGUCUCGAAACUCCCAAAACUUUUGGGAGACGGGGGGAGUUCAAAGGACAGAGAAGGGACUCAUUCCGACCGUCGCGAAGAGAAGGAAAGUUUUCGGAGCUUUGGUGGUGGUUGUUCGCUCGAGCUCCCUGUGCAAUAG